Messenger RNA from Otolemur garnettii (small-eared galago), 855 nucleotides. RefSeq names its product MAS related GPR family member G (gene MRGPRG). Gene Ontology annotation, molecular function: G protein-coupled receptor activity. The transcript has a single exon. Gene Ontology annotation, cellular component: membrane. NCBI's taxonomy places the organism in Eukaryota, Metazoa, Chordata, Mammalia, Primates, Galagidae. Gene Ontology annotation, biological process: G protein-coupled receptor signaling pathway. The record is from RefSeq and is a predicted model, not a curated record. Bases 1 to 855 code for a protein of 284 amino acids.
AUGUUCGGACUGUUUGGCCUCUGGAAAACCUUCACUAGCGUCGUGUUCUACCUGACCCUGGCUGUCAGCCUGGGGGGGCUGGUGGGCAAUGGGCUGGUGCUCUGGCACCUUGGCCUGCGCAAGAAGGGCCCCUUCUCCAUCUACCUGCUGCACCUGGCUGCCGCAGACUUCCUAUUCCUGGCCUGCCAUGUGGCCUUCUCCAUCGUCCAGGCUGUCCUGGACUCCCAGGACACGCUGUACUUCGUGCUCACCUUCCUGGGCUUUGCAGUGGGGCUCUGGCUGCUGGCCACCUUCAGCGCCGAGCGCUGCCUCUCCGACCUCUUUCCAGGCUGCUACUGGGGUUGCCGACCCCGACACACCUCCGGGGUCCUCUGCACCCUGGGCUGGGUCCUGACCCUGCCAGUCAUUUUGGUGCCUGCUGAUGCCUGUGGCCUGUUGCACAGAGGCAAAGGCCUGCUGGCUUGUCUGCGGUACCAUGUGGCCAGUGUGGCCUGGCUCCUGGCCCUGGCCUGUGUGGCCUGCACGGCUGGUCUGGUCCUCUUCAUCUGGGUGGCCUGCUGCUCGGGGCGCCAGCGUCCCCGCUUCUACGGCAUUGCGCUGGGUGCCACGCUGCUGUUCUUCUUCUGCGGCCUGCCCUUCGUCAUCUACUGGAGCCUUCGGACCCUGUUUGACAUCCUGCCCUUGCUUCCCUUGCUGGCCACCCUCCUGGCCUGCAUCAACAGCAGCUGGAAACCUCUCUUCUACUUCAUUGCCGGCCGGAAGCCUGGGAAAAGAGAGCCUCUGCAGGCUGUUCUGCAGAGGGCCCUGGGGGAAGAGGCCACGCAGGGGCUGUCCCUGCCCCUGGGUCGUGUGUAG